CACUGAGCCUCUCGCGAUUGAAGGCGGUCGAGUGUGCAUCACUGCACUGCUCAGCAAUAGAUAACCCCGACUCUUGUAUUUCAGUAUACAUUGUGCUUGGGUGCCCGUGGCCGAAGAACUAUCUCAGCGAAGCACAUGGCGUGUUUGAGGUCACGUCCUGUGUCAGUAAGACACCAGGUGCUGCAUUCGGGUGGAUGAAUCGGAGCCAUAGAACGUCAAUUGUUCAGACUUGUAAUGGAAGGGCUUUUGGUAUUCGAGGCCGCGUUCCCCGAACUUCAGGCAGCGUUGCUUGCCACUUCAAGAUUUCAAGUAUGGCCUUACGGGACACGAAUCUUUGUCUUCAUUUAGGUGUCGGGACAUUGAUUCAUCUCCCGCCAGUCCAUAUGUGCCCGUAGUCACCAGGUAAUGUGUAAUUUUUUUACUCCUUUUACAUCUCGAAGAGACACUAUUCUACGUACUCAAGGCGAGCCCGGCCGGUGAUGUAAACACUCAGAACGGCCAUCAUAGCUUGUCAAUGAUGAUCUCUGAAUAUCACCAUCUUUCGGCUGAGGCCUGUGGCUCGCCUGGAACCUGCUUUGGCAAAAGUCCGCAACAAUUUACAGUUGUGGAUAGGCCCGCGAAAGAGGGGAACAGCAGCUGAUGAGAAAAUUGAUAGGGACAACAGAUCUCCUCGGAGAAUGCUGAUUACAUCAAUUGGAAUCUCAAAAUCUCUGAUGCAAAUAUCCUCCCGCGUAUUAGUCCCUUUUCCCAGUCUUCCUGGACCAGAGUCUAGCUCCGUGAGUGUGACAGCUAGAAUUUUACCAUCCAUCUCCAGCAACUAUCCCCUUUUGUACAGCCGAUUGAAGUGAAGACAAGAAGCGUAUGAGAUUCGUCAGUAAGUAUAACACCAACACCAAGAUCUACGCUGAUCAGUCGACUGCUAGGUCAACGUCAUACUCUAUAAAUCAGCACUUUUUGUAUAUCCAUUCAAAAAUCCUGACCUUACUCUGCAGCACUAUGAGGAAAAUCUUAAUGUAUUUUCGAGGACACGUCCAAUGAAUCGAAAUACCUCCUACUCAUUCUGAGUGCUGCUUUACCCUCUGAAAACCCUGACACCUGAGUAAUGAAUCUUCCUGUUUAAAUUUUAUGCAAUACGAGAGUCCAUAUAUUUUGUUUCCCUCAAAGUUUAUGCUCUGUUCCAAGCAUACAAGCUGAGAAGCCUGUCACAAGAAACUUCCAACAUAUCCUAGGUUUUUCUGGUUUACUUUGUAUUAAUUGAAACAGAAGCAUGUUAACGUCUUCGCUACGAUGUAGUGAAGAGAAGUGUAAGCUCUGAGGAGAAACUACGGAUUGAUGGUAUAGACCGUGUAAGAAGUGCAGAUGAUGAGAAAAUUGAUAAACACAUCAAACUCCUCGGAGUAUGUUGACAAUAUCAAUGGGAAUCUCUCUGAUGCGUCAGAGUCUAGAAGAGCUCUAUGCCUACACUCGUCUAUAUUUCACAACACAUGUUGUAUCCAUGUGUUUGUACACGUUGAGUUCUUACCGAAUGGAAAGUCUUCCGAACGCCAUGACAGGUAGGAUAAGUACAGUCGAAACUGACGAAGCGUCAUCCUACAUAAAUAUACAGUAAUGGAAUUUUGAAAGUCAGUUGAGGAAACUACAUGCGGAAGGUAAAUAUCAUAGAGAAUUGACCGUAAUUAUGGAAAUUGAGAGUUAAGUGAGCGAGGAAUUUACAUCCCAGGCACUGGACAUCAAGUGAGAGGAAAGCAAAUUCAAGUCGUCAAACUGUGUGCACCCACGUUUUCAACCACGAGAUUAUAUCUAAGCAAGAUGGAAGUGACUGUAGGUAAGCAUACCAUUCAUGUUUUAUAUAAUCAUGGAAACUUUCAUGCAUACUCAGAAGUGCGCACAAUUUUCAAACUUUGAGGCAGUUGAUGAAUAGGCAAGAGUCUACCCUGAUACACGUUCUCCGAGUACUCUCUACGCAACCCGAGGGCUACUCAGGCUGCCUGUCAGCGGUAGUGAUAUGUACCGAUUAAUUUAUAGUAUAUAUACAUAGCUGUAUAUAGUAUAAUACAGAGUUCCAAAAGUCCAUCUAUGUUUUAUUGUAUUAAAUCUAAUUAAAUUUUCAAAAGGGCCAGACUAGAGCCACAUACGUUUUUGCUACAGUCACACCCACUACAUACAAACGCGUCGAAGCCUCGCUCGUCGCCACGCCUCCAGCUGCUAACCCUAGCUCGGCCGCGAGCCAGAGGAGAGGCGCGGGGCCCCUGUCUCCCGCAUUGCUGCUGCAGGUUGUACCGCUUUGCGGAGUGGCAAAACUGCGCUUGGUCAGUAACAAAAGCGGGAAUGGGAAUGGUAAUUAGGGGGCGGGUGUGGCCCUAGUCUGCUCUUUUUCAAAAAACUGAAUAAUUUUUUUCACCGUGCACUAAUGUUGUCGCCACGUGCAUCGCCGUGACGCCAUGAUCGUGGAUGUCUUCGAAAGUAGCUGCCGAGAGGAACCUGUCUAUAGCUCGUACUGCUUUCGACUAUGCUGUGCAAGUUGUGAAGGACCUUAGAGAUAGAUGUGCGUACAGGUGGAUCAACAAGAGUGGGAUCUGUGUUUCUGUAUCGUAGCACCAAGGUUAGACGGUUACUAUGUAGAUUAUGAUGUCCGGCAUUGCUUACCAAUUUUAUUAAAUCUACAUCUGGUCUUUGAUCAUCACAGCUGCUCUGCCUCACUCUUGGAUCUAUUUUAGGAUUUACUACUCAAAGUUCAGAAGAGAACAGCCGAUAACAUGAAACUUUCAACUUACCUUUACUUGAAUAACGGUUUCCCGGAAGAGUGCAGUUGCAGUUAUUGAAAUGUCUAUGGCUACUCCUAACCUUACUUCGAAGUAGCAGAAUCAGACGGCAUCUUUACGUACAUUCCACAAAAGGAAUAAUGUGGUAAUUGUCUUCGAGUGAUUGAGAGGGUGAAAACAUCCAAAACAAGGGCUUCAGGAACAUUUCACACAAGGAACACCCUGGGGGUACUGUUCGUGUAAUCCAGAGGGAUGACCCCAUCCAGAGCAGGAAUUUCAGGCACUACCCAUUCAAGGAACACCCUGAGUAUACUAUUCUUUUACUUUGAGAGAUGAACUCUCCCGCAUUAACUUUUAGUACACUGUACAUAAGGAACGCUAUAGGAUAUAAUGCUCAUAUGUUUCAGAUGAGAUGACCACAUCCGGAACGAGUACAUCAGG
Molecule: messenger RNA, 3203 nt
Organism: Marchantia polymorpha subsp. ruderalis
Lineage: Eukaryota; Viridiplantae; Streptophyta; Marchantiopsida; Marchantiales; Marchantiaceae
Source: the annotation of a GenBank genome assembly